Molecule: messenger RNA, 714 nt
Organism: Acaulospora colombiana
Lineage: Eukaryota; Fungi; Glomeromycota; Glomeromycetes; Diversisporales; Acaulosporaceae
Source: the annotation of a GenBank genome assembly
AUGCUGAGCGAAACGGUCGGCUAUUUAGAAAGUCGAAGACUUGAAGACGUGAAUUUUCAAUAUGAAAUCAUAGUGGUAGAUGACGGAAGUACGGAUAAUACAUCAAUGACUGCCUUGGAAUUCGGUCAAAAAAACAAAAACAUAGACUUGAAAAUUUUAAAGUUGGAAAAGAACAGGAAAAAAGGCGGAGCCAUAACACAGUAUAUCCUUUUUGCGGAUGCGGAUGGAGCUACGAAAUUUUCCGACUUUGAGGCGUUGGAAGGGAAAUUAAACAAAAUCACCAACAAAGACGGGUUUGGAGUGGCCGUUGGAUCACGAGCCCAUCUAGUGAAAACCGAUGCAGUUGUAAAGAGAUCUUUUAUCCGCAAUUUUCUGAUGCAUUCUUUUCACAAAGUGCUAUACGUGCUAGGAAUUCGCGAGAUAGCGGAUACACAAUGCGGUUUUAAACUUUUCACGCGUAAAUCUGCUCUGCACAUCUUCGAUAAUAUACACGUGGAAGGUUGGAUUUUUGAUGUCGAAGUUCUUAUUAUUGCACAGUUUUUAAAGAUGCCAAUAGUUGAGAUGCCAGUCAACUGGCACGAAAUAGAAGGAUCUAAAGUAUCAUUGGUAAAAGAUUCCAUCCAGAUGGCUGUUGAUUUACUGAUCAUUCGAUUGAACUAUCUCCUUGGCUUUUGGAAAAUUCAUGAUCCCCUGUCAAGACCAAAACGUGAAUGA